Molecule: messenger RNA, 669 nt
Organism: Cetraspora pellucida
Lineage: Eukaryota; Fungi; Glomeromycota; Glomeromycetes; Diversisporales; Gigasporaceae
Source: the annotation of a GenBank genome assembly
AUGAACUUUCUACCAACUGAAUUACUUCACAGUAUUUUUACUCUCCUUGGCAAUGACCAAAAGUCCUUGUCUCAUGCAUCAAAAGUGUGUCGUCAAUGGCGUGCUAUUGUUCUGCCUCUAAUAUAUUAUAGACCCCAAUUUAAAGACAUAAACGGUUUUCGCAAAUUUCUACGAAUUUCUUAUACUUCUGGUUCUUUAGUCCGUGAAGUUAACCUAUCACAUUUACCUCACCGGUGGACCGCCAUCACUGACCCUGAUAUUAUUCACCUAGUUAACCUUUGUCCAAACUUAACCUUUCUUGAUAUUAACCAAUGUUCUGCACUACAAGAUUCAACGUUGGCACAUAUUGCAAGUAUUUUAGGUUCUCAUCUCACCACCCUAAUCGUAUCUCAGUGUCCGAAAUUCACAGACAAAGGGUUCAUUGCUUUAGCUCGUUCUUGCAAAGCACUUACUUCUUUGGACUUUUCUUUUACUGACAUAACUGACAAAGCUCUUUCUGAGAUCGCUGUUACAUGUCCAACAAUAAGGUGGAUAAAUUUAAUCAACUGUGUUGGUGUGACAGAAUUGAGCUUAGAUGAAUUAAAAAAAUGGUGCAAAGAAUUAAAAGUUUUACGAUUAGAUGGUUGCUAUGGAAUUUUAGGAGAAGUUGAAUGUGAUGAUGAAAUUUGG